AUGGAUGGCUGCGGCUUUCUGCUUCUGGUGAUUCUGCGUCGACGCUUUGUUUGUGCAUUGUUAAUGGUUUGGCUCGAUGCCGUUGAGUAUGAUUCGGUGUGGAGAGCCUCCACAUGUUCUGGCCGGGUUACCGCGUUGCCUUCCGAGACACCGCAGAAGGCGGGGCUCGUUGGGCACGGCAACGAUUCCGGUUGGAAGGUGAAACUAACCUCGAACGCUGAAGUUUCGUUCUCUGGUUCAUCGGUUACCACACCCGCUUCCAACGGAGGGUUGUCGUCGGAGUGUAGUAUGCCUGAGGAAGGGGUUGUUGGCCAAGACGUUUCCAUUGGUUCGUCGAGUAUGGGUUCUGUUCCCGAGUCGGGAUCGUCCAUUCUGAAACCAAGACAAUGA
This is a messenger RNA of Caenorhabditis bovis, 390 nucleotides long. Lineage: Eukaryota; Metazoa; Nematoda; Chromadorea; Rhabditida; Rhabditidae. The record is from the annotation of a GenBank genome assembly.